Pyricularia grisea is the source of this 1169-nucleotide messenger RNA. RefSeq lists its product as uncharacterized. Gene Ontology annotation, cellular component: plasma membrane. NCBI's taxonomy places the organism in Eukaryota, Fungi, Ascomycota, Sordariomycetes, Magnaporthales, Pyriculariaceae. The record is from RefSeq and is a predicted model, not a curated record. Gene Ontology annotation, molecular function: acetate transmembrane transporter activity. The coding region runs from base 1 to 1149 and encodes 382 amino acids. The transcript has 2 exons.
AUGCCUACUUUUGCAUGCUUGACUAGGCAGCCCGAGCCAACAAGCCAUUGUUUAUAUCUAUCUUUUUACAGACUUCUUCGGUUGUUCCACUUUCACUACGAACCUCCAGACAGUAUCCAGAAAAUAAGUAUGACCACUGCAGGCGGUCACGGAGCCUCCAGUGCAGACACUCUCGACCUCGCCAGACCCUUUUACAUCACCGCGCACGACGAAGCCCUUCUCAGUGAAGCCGCCAGACACGCAAAGAUGGACGCUAUUGAGAUCACCUCCACCCUUGACAACACCCCCGCUUCGUCAGGUUGCGCAUCGUCAAGCGGCGCCACGGCCGGCGGCCAAAACAGCACAAGGCCAACAUCAUCAGCGAGAAGCGACGGCGUGAUGAACACGACUACCACGCUCAAACAAGAAAACCCCAUCACCGCGCCAGGGAACGCCACCACCACUAUGAACACAACCACCAACACCCAGGGACCGCACCAAGAAGGCCACAAGCUCGCCAACCCUAGCCCACUGGGCCUCUGCGCCUUUGCACUAACCACCUUUGUGCUCUCGUGCAUCAACGUCAACGCGCGCGGCGUCUACGUACCCCACAUCGCCGUGCCCCUCGCCCUCGGCUACGGCGGGCUCGUGCAGCUCCUGGCGGGCAUGUGGGAGAUGGCCGUCGGCAACACGCUCGGCGCCACUGCGCUGUCGUCCUACGGCGGCUUCUGGCUCGCCUACGGCAUCCUCCUGACGCCCAGUUUCGGCGUGCUCGGCCCGGGAGGCGCCUACGACGACGCCGCCAUCGAGAACUCGGCCCUCGGCAUCUUCUUGGCCGGUUGGUUCGUCUUCUCCGUCGUCCUGACCCUGCUCACCCUCCGGUCCAACCUGGCGCUCUUUUCCAUGUUCUUCGCCCUCGACAUGACGUUUUUGAUGCUCGCAGUCGCAGAGUUUGAGAGGAGCGAUGGCAGCUACGAAACGGCGACGGCGAUGACCCGUGCGGGAGGUGCUUUUGGACUGGCCACGGCGUUUUUGGCCUGGUAUAAUGCGUUUGCUGGCUUGGUGGACGAAAUCAACUUCUUCUGCACUAUUCCGGUCUUCCAUUUUCCAUGGUCUGAAAAGGCCAGGGGAAUCAGGAACCGGCAGAAGACCGAGAGGGAGAUGGUGUAAGGGAUAGAUGUGGUGAUGGC